Gymnogyps californianus (California condor) is the source of this 1137-nucleotide messenger RNA. RefSeq names its product complement factor H-related protein 1-like. The annotation marks the transcript as partial. The record is from RefSeq and is a predicted model, not a curated record. The transcript has 7 exons. Lineage: Eukaryota; Metazoa; Chordata; Aves; Accipitriformes; Cathartidae.
UUCUAAAGCUUGGAAAUGACACCGCUGAGCCACACCAUAGUAUUCCUGCUGUGGAUGGGCUGUACUACAUGUAAAGCUUCUGCAGGAGCAGCCUGUGAAGACCCACCUCUCGUUGACUUUGGAGAAAUUGUUAGUGGGUAUAAAUCAGGAUAUAAGGAAAGUGACACAGUGCAGUAUGUGUGCAACCCUGGAUACACUUUAUCAGGAUCAGAAUGGGUAACAUGCCAUGAAAAAAUCUGGCUACCUGGACCGCCACAAUGUUUGGCACCAUGUACAAUUAGAAAAGAGGAACUGGAAGCCCGAAACCUACUUCCCUCCAGUGGACAAAGACACACAUUUUUGAUUCAAAGUGGUCGGUGGCAGAAAUUUAUGUGCGUGACAGGAUUUAAACCCACAGGCUCUCCUAUCAGGCAGUGUUUUGAUGGGCGUAUCAAGCUUCCUUCAUGUAUCGCUGAUGUGACGUGUGAACCUCCUCCAGAAAUUGCUGGUGGCAAAGUUCAAGGUGUUAAAAAGUCAAGGUAUUUGCCUGGGGAGAGUGCUCGCUAUCAGUGCUGGCAAGGUUUUGAGAUGACCGGGACUGCCACCGUAGCGUGUCAGAACGGGACCUGGACAGAGCUGCCAAAGUGCAAAGGGAAAGGGGGGAAAUGUGGCCCGCCUCCAGUUAUUGAAAACGGAGACCUUCUUUCCUUCCCCAUGCAAGAAUAUCAGCAAGGUACAACUCUGGAAUACAAAUGCCCGAGUCUCUACGUCCUCGAAGGAUCUCAGUAUAUCACCUGUACUGACGGGCAGUGGACAAGCCCCCCAGUUUGCCUAGUGGCCUGUACCGCAUCUGAAGAAGACAUGGCCAGAAACAAUAUUGAGCUGAAAUGGCUCAUAGGAAGAAAGCUGUAUGCCAGAUCGGGUGACUUUAUUGAAUUCCGGUGUAAAAGAGGCUAUUUGGAGGACCCAGCAUCUUCCCCCUUCAGAGCACAGUGUGUGCAGGGGACGUUAGAAUAUCCAAGGUGCAAGCCGGGAAGUAAGUCAUCUCCACUUCGGCCGGGAAGGAACUGUACAGUGAAUGAGAGGACUAUGGAAGGGAACAAUAUUCAACUACAGUCGUCAAGCCGGUCGCGCACUUCCACCUAUCUCUCUGGGGAU